UAACAUUAAUUCAGAUCAGCGCUUGUUUAAAGUUUCCUCUCUCAGCCCAAAUUUGCAAGGAUUUUGUAUCAGAUUCAAGAAGCAUUUAAAGCAGCAGGAUAUGAAACGUAAGACUUAUAUAACGUCAAAAGAACUAUCACAAGCAGCAACGACAAAAGCUAGACGACAUAAAACACCAGCAUGGACACCACCCCCGCCGCCGCCGCCUUUAGCACGGUCACAACUAGAAUCAUCAAUGCCACCGCCACCACAGCCAGUACUACAAGAAGCAUCAAUACAAUCACCACCACUACGGCGACUAUUAGAUACAUCAUUACACGUACCAACACGACCAGAAUCAUCAUCACGACAACGGCCACCACAAGUAUUAAUACCACCUGUGCCACCUAUACAAGACUCACUCACUUCGCCAAUAAACGGUGAUGAUCAUUUAGAGAAUCCACCUACACCACAGUCAUGUAGUACACCUAUUCCUAAUCAUUCUACUGGAUCCAACACGAACUACCGGCAUUCAUCGGACAUUUCUUACAUAUAUGUCGAGAAUAAAAAAUUUCUACCUGACGGUAAUUCUAUAGCUCGAAACAUUAGCUCCGUAUUUAGUGAGAAACAAGAUCCAACGGGAUAUACCUGGAGUGUUGUAAAUGCAGAUAUGAAAACAUUUUACUGGCAGGAUUUUGAGAGAAUAUACUCCUGGAAUCCUAGUGAUGCAAAGGUUAUUAAAGCCACAUGGAACAGAGUUGCAUCAACUCACUAUAACCAAACUCUUGCUAAGUGGAGAAGUUCGUGGAAAAGGAAGAAAAGCAUACCUGAAGGUGUUAAAGAAGAAAUUUGGAAUUCUUGGCUUAAAAAAUGGGAAUCAGAGGAUUGGAAAAAGAAAUCCGAGCAGGCUUCAAAAAAUAGAAAUUCAGAACCGUGUGGUCCCGGUACCGGUGUCGCUAAGCAUACAGGAGGAUCCAAAAGUGCGUUAGAGCACGCGAAAACGAUGGUAAUUGAAGGUGGUGUGAAUGAAUGGACAUUUUUUCGAAAGUUCCAUAUGAGGAAAGAUGGGGAAUUUGUUGAUAGCAAAUCUCGUAUUACUAAUGAUAAGAUACAAGCCGCCGUCGAUCUUGCCAGUCAACCAUUAGAAGAUGGAACUACACCCGUAGUUGACAUUAAUGCAAUAUAUUAUGAUGUUGUUGGUGGUGAGAAGAAGAGGCGUGUAUAUGGAUUGGGAUCUCAAGCAUCGGUCUUUUAUCCUCGACAUUUGCCAUCUACGUCUACCCCGUCCAAUUGUUCAACCUCAGAUGAUGUGAAAAGGAUGAUGGAGUCUUUGAAGGAACAACAUGAGUUCUUGUCUAAGAAGGAAGAAGCUAUAACAGAAAAGCUGAACUUUUUAUCUGAAAAAGAAAAAACUAUAGAAGAGAAGAUGGAAAAAUUAGAACGUAUGCAACAAGAUUGUUUGCGGGGUUUUCAAAGCUUAAACAAUGAUAUGUAGGCUUUGGUGGUUGUAUCUCUACCGUAGUAGUUUUUUAUCGUUGUUUUUCGUAAUAUUCGUACUUAGACUACUUUUGAUAUUAUUAAUAACUAUUAUGUAUUAUAUUUUGA
Mercurialis annua (annual mercury) is the source of this 1584-nucleotide messenger RNA. RefSeq lists its product as uncharacterized. The record is from RefSeq and is a predicted model, not a curated record. Lineage: Eukaryota; Viridiplantae; Streptophyta; Magnoliopsida; Malpighiales; Euphorbiaceae. The coding region runs from base 101 to 1474 and encodes 457 amino acids. The transcript is spliced from 6 exons.